Molecule: messenger RNA, 5677 nt
Organism: Spirometra erinaceieuropaei
Lineage: Eukaryota; Metazoa; Platyhelminthes; Cestoda; Diphyllobothriidea; Diphyllobothriidae
Source: the annotation of a GenBank genome assembly
AUGCAGGUGGUAGCUGCCGAGUACAUUAACCAAUCAGCGUCCAGUUCCGAAGGUCAGGAGGUGACUGCGCGCAUGCGCAAAAACACUACAUCAGUUUUUGUUCAGCUCUCUUCGGAGCCCGCGUGCAAUAAACUUUCGGCUGAGAAAGGGCACUCGCCCCCAUUCCAAAGGUAUGAACCACAGCCCGCGAUAACUCUUCAUCUCCUCUCACUGCCAGCUUAUGUUGCUGUAUAUUCACUCCGGCCAGAUGAUAUUUUUAGCCUGCUUUCAGGGCAAUCAAAUGCCCUGCCGCGAAAGUAAACACGUAAUUUGCACUUUGACCCGAAAAAACUCGGUUCAGUUCAUGCGGUCUAAGGAUUGAUUAUUUCUUGGGCAGCAACCCGGUUUAGUACGUCGUAUAUCGCGCCUAAACUGCCCUCACAAUUACAUAAGCCAGGCCGAGUAAGAUCACGGAUCACACAUAAACGAACGCAAGGCUAGCUGUAUGACAAGAUGCCACUUUUCCCGACUGGCCGCACCAAUAUAAUUUUGCAACCACUGUCCAAGCAGGAGGCUGACUGAACCCCGAGACGUGAUGUGAACUCAGUCAACUGGCAUAUUGCUUUUGAGAGCGCACGCAGUCACCUCCGGACCUCCGGCACUGAUCGUUCAUUGGCUGAAUUGAUCUGGGAUGGUUACCUGUCUUAUUGCUACUGUUAUCUCUCGAGUGCCCAAGAAACCAAACGGUAUACGCAUGACGACCAAACAACUCGGCAGAAAGAUAAAAUACUAAUGGUAGAGGGGUGCUGAUCGAUCGUUCUUGCGGAACUCACUCGUUCCGUUGUGCCUUACGGGCUCUCUCUCGAGCCUAACCAGCAGCCGCAAAGUGGCGCAUGAUAUGGGCAGAAUGACAUUACCGACAAAGACAAGGGGUACUGGAAUGGCCAUUUCUGGCUUUUUAGCCGUCGUCAGCCAGUCAAACCCAACCCUGAGGUGUGGAACACCCGAGGCUCGAACUCGCUACCUAUUAGUUAGAAAUACACGCCUCUAACCGCCGGGCCACGAGACCGUUGUCCUUUCGGUUCCGGUCGGGAAUAUACAAUGGUAAGGGGGCUCUCAUCGACUAAAUUCAGAAUCAGAAUAAUUUUAACCACUAACUUUGGUUUUGAUCAUCCUUAAAAAUCAGAGCCAGUCAAAAAAGUAGCCUGUGAAAAUCCGACUGAGGAUGUUUCUAAAUUGUCGACGAAAGAAUGCAAUUUCGGUAGCAAAUAUACUAAGUGGGCUAACUGACGUCUACUGAGACGACCAUUUAGAGACGAUGAUAAGACCGAUUGACAAAAUAUGUAGAAGCACCAAGCAUGGACGUGUGACAGAAGCUGCUAUGUUUUACUGGUCUCGUGAUUUGACAUAAGUGGAUUGAAUAGUUAUUAUGGGUAAACCCAAACUCCUUCUUAUUCCAGAGCGUUGUAUCUUUCGGAACGAUUGUGAUAGAGAAAGGGGAUAUCGCAUAUCAACGCCAUACUCCAUACUAUAAAGGUUGACCGCCAAAAGUACCUCGCUUUUUCCAGUUAAAUGUAACCGAUAGUGGGAAAGGAAGAAGUACAAGUCUAUGGCAGACGUUAACAUUUGAUAGGAAGACCUGAGUAGCUAUUGGCCGUCAACGAUUUAAUCAGAUGCGGUGCUGGCGCCUAUGCGUGGAAGCCGAAAUCAUGGGCAGGAAACCUCAGUGUGUAAGGAAAAUGUUGACACUCCGGACUGUAAGACAGCACAAAAGUGGCGUGCAUUUAGAUUGACCCAAUCAAGGCGCGACCGGCUUAAACUCUUCCAAGAAUGAGUUACCAAUUAUGCAGGCCAAUUCAAAUUUUGCUCAUUUCCAUCCCAAACCUUCCUGGUUUUUUUAAAAAAAGGCAUGAGACCGAGUGGUGCCGAAAUUCCGAUUACCCUUACAGCAACAAAAAAGUAUGGAUUAGGAUGUCAAAAGAGGUCAGUGCCAAGUGGAGUGCGGGUCUUAAAAAAUUCCAAAACGGACAGCAUUUCGCAUAUAAGUUAAAAACCUGUCAUCAACAUAAGAGCCGAGUUGAAAUGGACUUAGUAAUUGAAUAUAUGUUGCAAUUAUUUCAUUUUCGGAGUUUGCAUAUCCAAAAAAGACCGAGAGUUUCUUGAAGCCAUGCACUGCGAUGAGUCAUGCAUCAAUAGGCACAUCGAGUGAGAUGUCACGUACAAAAAUCUCUGGGAAAGGUGGAGGAGACGAAAGUCAAUCGAUACAGACUGACCCACAGGGCAGCCGCACACUGGCUGAAGCACCAAAUAAAUAUUGAGUUCUCAGCACUUUUGAAAUGUUAAUUGUUUUUUGCGCAUUCACUGGAGUCCGAAUACGACAUAGGGAACCGACGCCGAAAAUUAAUUCGAUAAAGUUUUCUACUUUUUGCAAAGAAGUAUUUGCCUUAAAAAUACAGAUAUAUACAAAAUAUGAAGGAAAUAAAUUCUACAUAAGUUUAACCAACUUUGUUUUGUAAAUUUCCGGCGUCGGUACUCCAGGUGGUCGACAGAGCUGCGGCAAAAAUUUCAAAACAACCAAAAUGUUAAAUGUACCCCAAAAAUGGAUACUACUUUGUCAUUACUGUCGUUAAUACGUCGCUGUGGGCUGAUAUCCCGUUCAAACUGGUCGUUGCCCUAUUCAUUCAUUUUGACAUUAUUUUAUACGGCGUCUAGUUCGAUGUACCGAUGAAUGUACGUGUCAUCCGAAUGUAUGGCUUCUGAAACCUUUCCGCCUCUCGUAGAUGGACGGACACCAGUCAUGAUAGCUUUGUCUGAAGCACAUUUGUGUCCAGUUUCAGCGUCGACAUGGCGAAGUGGGUCAUGUAGUCCAGCCUCUUUGCUCUCAAUUGAUGCUCACGUAGGCGUGUAGAGGACAAGUAUUCAUAGUACACCUCACCGCAGGUAUCUUAUUUAAAUGACAAAUAACUGGUUAUAGUGUACAAGCUCCGUAAUUAGUGUAGUCGUCGGUUUGUGCGUUGCUCAUAUUUGGUGCUUCCUUGAGUGUUUUUCAACGAGUCCGGACAAAUUCUUAACGAUUGGAAGUGUUCACCCGUUACUGGUUGCAGGGAGCGCUCGACGGCCGUAUUACGGAACUCACUCGUAUAUUCCUGCUUUGUGAAUCUCUCCAUUAUCAAAUCAGCAGCCGCACAGCUUCCAAAACUACAGCUACAGUAGGUGGGCUAACCCAUAAAACGUCAACUAAAAUUCCGAAACGUGUUUCCGUUUCGAGAAGAUUGAUUAAAUAACGUUGUAAAACUGACCAGCCUGCAGUAUAAUUCUAUAAUAAUUCAGUUAACUCAGGAUGUCGGCUUUCAAACUAACUUUUCGUCCGGCUGCAUGCAAAACUAUACUCUGUGAAAAACGAUUACUUAUGUAACCUUCAUUUUUCCAUUGAUUUCAAUUAUAUUUGAUGAAAAACGUGCACAUAAAUAUUUAUUCUUAUGCUCAUUCGGUAGUUUUCCCGAAUACGUUUAAGCCCAACCUGCCGUAACACUUGCAUUUAGGGUUUCCAAACUACAAGCCAUAUAUUUCCGCAUACGGAAAACAUUCAUUUCUCAACGUUAUUAAUAGGAGACCAUAUUGGAAUAGUAAACUAUGCAUCGGAUUUGAUUCAUACUCUUAACUCUACAAGCCACAUUGGUAAAUGCAGAGACAUGACGUUUUAUCAACGGCCAUUCCACGGUAUUAAAAAACCUCACAAUAAAAACCUUUUUUAAAACCGAAUUACACCCUUCCUUCAUGUAUAAAAUUGAAAGAGGACGUUAUUUUCUACCUAAUGAGCAAAAGAUUAAAUAUAUUUAUGCAUGUUUUUUAUGGAAUAUAAGCGAAUUUUUAUUGGAAUCGAAAAUCAAUGAAAAAAUGUAUGCUAACUAAGUGGUCAUUUUACACAGAAUUAAGUUUUUCAUGCAGCCGGAAAGAAGUUCGUUUGGAAGCGCACCUUUUGAGGUAACUGAGUUAUUAUAGAAUUAUGGUGUACGAUGAUUAACCCUACUUAAUUAAUCUUUUAGAAAUGAAAGCGCAUACCGGAAUUUUGACUGACAUUUCGUGAGUUAGCACACCUACUGUACUUUCGAAUUCACGUUGUACACCUGAGAGAUACGGCCGGAUAAUUUAAAAGAACACACGGCAUUGACAGAAGCUCAAGUACAUUUUCUGCUGCAACUUACUGUGUUAAAACGGGUGAUGACUCCUUCGCACGCGUUCAUGGGUGCCAGUUAGCCUCUACCUGACAAUAUUAGGCGACUCAGGCAGCCACGCACAUACUAGACACGCAGACCACGCUCGCGUGGGAUAAAAUCCGCAUUGUUGGCGCCUACACAAGAAAGAAAGACCGUCACUUACGUGAGGCCGGACACGCGGAAGGAGCGCGCGUCAGUAGGCACGUGGAAUUAGAUGCCGAAUGCGGAGGUUGGUAUGGAGGAGCGGAUCCGAACACAGCCCAUCCCGAUUGGGUAGUGGAAUGUGAUGGGCGAGUAUUGGCGCAAGUGUUAACCAGUGAAACAACGUUUUGACGGGCCAUGGUUAAAGUGGCAACUGAGUUUGUACAUUGCCCAUGAGUCCGACGUCAACCAGGUGAGCCAGUUUAGAACUACUUUGGGUUGUCUGCUUCUGCCCUUUCGUUCACCAAGAACUCGACCUAUUGCCUAGUACUUUUCCUGCUACCUGGACCAUUGUUUUUGUUGGUUAUAAUCCUAGUCAUUUGCUGUGUGGAUCAGGGGUGUGGAGUGGAACGCCAAGGUGCGGGCUCGACGGUGCCUUCUACCUACGCCCUCCCCCGCUUACGGUCUUCUUGACUCUGUCAUGUCGCCGGGUCCAGGUGGGAGAGGAGGAGGGGGUGCAGUAGAUGUUGUGCAAGUCUACUAUCACUAUAAACUAGUUCACGAGCAAGUCACCGUCCCUACUCUCACUUUGCUGUGGAGCAUACGGUGGACAUCGUCGGAAACAACGGUCGAAUUGUCGAGCGAUGUUUGUAAGUUGAGUACGUGGAGCACACAGCACCAUCAUCAGAGGGUUGGGGCCACCUGCAAUAAUCAUUUGGGGCAGCAGUGGACAAUUGGAAGGCAGACAGUAGCAAAGAAGAUUUCGCCUUUGUGAGUAACGACACGGCAGCACCAACGGAGGCCGUGUGACGAGGUACCACCUAAGCAUUGGUCGUGCCCAGAGCACAAAGACAGUCAAGUCAAGUCGUUGCUAGCAGCAGAAGAACGAAGGCAGGCUUAUGUACGCGAAAAAUCCGAGCGAAGUGUGCUAGUAUGGCAUGUUUAAGUACCCAAUAGACGCCUAUGACCAUCUGAAUGCACGCAGGUACGCAUGCUAAAGUUUGUCCAGCUGUAAACCUGGCACGUCGCGAGUGAAUGGCCUUGGCGCAGCGGGAGGUCUGAACAUAGGAGCCCAGCCUGAUGCUGAUGAUGAUGAUGAUGGUGGUGGUGGUGGUGAUGAUGAUGAUGGUGAUGAUGAUGAUGAUGAUGAUGAUGAUGAUGAUGAUGAUGAUGAUGAUGAUGAUGAUGAUGAUGAUGAUGAUGAUGAUGAUGAUGAUGAUGAUGAUGAUGAUGAUGAUGAUGAUGAUGAUGAUGAUGAUGAUGAUGAUGAUGAUGAUGAUGGCGACGACGACGACGACGACGAACGUAGUCUGCGAGGGCACUUAAUAGGACGAUUCUGA